AUGGAGAAGCAAUCAGAGACCAUUGUUGAAGAGAGGGAAGAGUUCAUGGUUUCACCAACUGGUGGAUACCCUACAAGAAGAAAAGCCCACUUUCUCAAUCCAACUGCCACCUCAAAUAUUGGAAAAGUUUCUGAGCUUCCUAUGGAUUGUUUCUCCCCCAAGCCCCUUACUUGUGACUUCAAAGACUUGUCUGAAAAAGUGUUGUUCAAAGGCUGGAAACAUCCAACAGAGAAAUGGAAAAGAUGGGUUCGAAACAUGCAUCCCAAGCACCAAGUUUUGUGGAAGCAGGUUGGUAUUUAUGAGGCAGUCAUGAGUUCCAUGUAUGAUAUGAAACAACACAAAGAACUUGUUCUUGGUAUUGCUGAAAAAUGGUCUCUUGAUACUAGUACUUUUAUCUUUCCUUGGGGUGAAGCAACAAUAACCUUGGAAGAUGUGAUGGUCUGUGGGGGUUAUUCUGUUCUUGGUGCAUCUGUUUUAAGCACUCUAAAGACUAAACAACUGGUUGAACUUGAAGAAAAACUAAUUGAAGGGCGCAAAGAGGCUGCAAGAUGGAGUUCCUUGGUUGCCACGCAUAAUGCAUGGAUGGACUAUUUCAUGGGAACUGGACAUGACCUUGAGCAUGAAGCCUUCCUUUCCUUGUGGUUAUCCAACUUUGUUCUUGUGAAAUCUACUUCAUUUAAAUAUAUAGGAAAGCAUGUUUUUCCUAUUGCAAUUCAUUUGGCUAGAGGUACCCAGGUUGCUCUUGCACCAGCAGUGUUAUCUAGCAUAUAUAGGGACUUGAGUCUACUUAAAGAUUGGUUCUUUGGCUCAAAUGUGGUGCAAACUAAUGAGUUGGCUAAUCUUUAUGCUCCAUUUCAGUUAGUGCAGGUUUGGAUUUGGGAAAGAUUUCCAAGAUUGAGGCCAAUGGCUAAUUCAAUCUCGCAUGGUGAGCCAAGGUUAGCAAGAUGGCAUAGGCUUAAGGUGAAUGUUGAUGAUAUGAAGUUGGCCAUAGACUCCGCAGGAAAAAGUUUUCAAUGGCGGCCUUAUGCUAUAGCAGUUAAUGGUUGGUCUUUGCCAAAGUUUUAUGGUGAUAAAGAACAGUACAUAUUAAUUGAUUCUCGUUUGAACGAAGAGAUUCAAUCCUUUGCUAGAUGUUUGAGGGUAAGUGAGCUUGUUGGAGUAGAAAGCAUAGAGCAGUACCUCCCACAUCGGGUUGCAAUGCAGUUUGGAAUGGAUCAAGAUAUUCCAGGAUGCGUUGCCAGAUGCAAUGGAAAUCCUGAAAUAGCUUGGAGGAAUUACAGCAGGCCAAUUCAAGAUGCAGUGUUAUAUAUACCAGGACGGUUUUUUGAGUCAGAUGUUACCACACAGUACUCAGAUUGGUGGAAGCAAUCAAUGCUGGCUCAUUGUGAUGCUAUCAGGCCAUUUGUUAGGAGGCCUAGGAGUUCAAGAAAUUUACAGCAUGUUUCAGUAAGGAGAAAAGAGUGCCACAUUCACUUCUCUCCUGAUGAUCAUUUGAAAUAUGGAGGAGUUAGCGGAGGGAAUUCUACCAAGGAAAAUGAAGCAGGGGAUUUGGUUCAGGAGGAGGACAUGGAAGAUCAAUUAACAAUAAGGGAAUUGUUGACAAGUGCUAAGCAUAACAGCGAAGAAAUUGUAAUGGCUGGUGAGAGUGAUUCUCCCUUGUGUGCUCAAAGUCCAUUAUCUUCAACUAAAAAAAUUGAAACACUUGCAAAGAUGGAAGCAAAUAUGAAACUAAGUGAAGUUAAGCUUCGUUUCACACUGGCUGUUGAUGUCCCGCCUUUAUCAGUUGGUGAAAUUCAAAAUGUGCCAACUUUCAUUGCAGAAAAAGAAGAAGUUAAAAAGAUCAAAUCAGAAGUGAAACAGGAUGCAGAGGUAACAAGGAAUGAAAGGUCAGUAGGAAAAUCAAAAGGAGUGAUGGCAGAUGAUGUCAAGAUCAAACCAGGUCUCAAAGAUGGAGGAGAAGGCAGUAACACUCGUGACCUCUCAACACUAGGACUUGAGCUUGAAGCUCGGAUUUCCAGGCUUGAAAAACUGUUGGCUGAGCUGAAGGAAAAAAGAUUUCGCAACAAAUUGGAGAAUCAUUUUAGAUGGGGUUCAUCUGAACCAUAG
Durio zibethinus is the source of this 2106-nucleotide messenger RNA. Lineage: Eukaryota; Viridiplantae; Streptophyta; Magnoliopsida; Malvales; Malvaceae. The record is from RefSeq and is a predicted model, not a curated record.